[Candida] anglica is the source of this 540-nucleotide messenger RNA. Lineage: Eukaryota; Fungi; Ascomycota; Pichiomycetes; Serinales; Debaryomycetaceae. The record is from the annotation of a GenBank genome assembly.
AUGUAUCAGCUUUGGAUCUCAAAACUUGGUAACAUUCUUAUUGGAUUGUACCCAAACCAAAGAGUUGGUGAUGAAUUAAAUUGGACUAAUGAAGAAUAUAUAUCAAAUAAUCCCCAUUGCAAUAAAUCAUGUAAAAGAGACGAAUUAAGAUUUGAUCAAAGAAAGAAACAACUUAGAGAUUUACUUCUUGGUAUGCAUGAUUUAUGGCGUUAUCUUGAGCAUAAUAAUGGAAGUCACAUCCUUCAAUCUGGAUUAUUAGAGGAGAUUCACAGUUAUGUUAAAGACGUUUAUAUAAAUCCAGUUGAAAUAAAAUUGACUAAGGAUCUAGAUAAGAAUAUUAGAUGUCUUACGGAAAGUCUUCGCACAAUGCAAGUAGCUAUUUGGUCUAUUUGUUGUGAAAGGACAGAGUAUAGCAUUGGACCAGAAUUUCACAAAAUACUUGUCGAUGUUCAAAUAGUUAUCUAUGGACUUGAAGCACUCAUUUGUUGUAGUGUUGAAAAUGGUGUAGAUCAUUAUUGGGAGGUAUUAAAUAUGGUAUAA